Molecule: messenger RNA, 1130 nt
Organism: Aspergillus saccharolyticus JOP 1030-1
Lineage: Eukaryota; Fungi; Ascomycota; Eurotiomycetes; Eurotiales; Aspergillaceae
Exons: 3
Coding region: 113-670 (185 amino acids)
Biological process (GO): mitochondrial respiratory chain complex I assembly
Cellular component (GO): membrane
Source: RefSeq, a predicted model, not a curated record
CUGUCCUGGAACUAAUUACUCCCUUCUAACUGGACCACAAACGCCCUUCAUUGCUGCCUGAACACCCUUUCUGACCCAAAAGCACCUUCUGGUUGAUACCGGACCCGGACAAAUGAGUCCCAUCAACAGUCUUUGGUUCAAGUGGAAGAGCCUGAAAUUGCCCUGGCGCACUUCAUAUCUCGUGGGCCAUGAUCUGAAGGGCAACACUUAUUGGGAGUUUAAGGAUGCUUUGAAUGCCAACCGAUAUCGUCGCAUCGUCAAAUGUGACCCCAAAACCCAUCUCUCCGAUGUUCAAGUUAGCCCACAAUGGCACCAAUGGCUACGAUAUGUUCGAGCCGACCCUCCGUCGAUUGAAGAACAGCAACAGGAUAUCCUCCGACAGAUUCAACUCAAGGAGUUGGCUCGUCUUGCGGAUGAGCGUUGGGCUAGCAAGCCUUCUUAUCUCGAUAAACCGCAGACUCAGCAGCCCGUCCCAGCUACUCAGACCAGUGACGCCACGUUGAAUCCUCCAAAGGGUGAGACGCAAUCAAAUACGGCCACCCCUGCUGGCCCGCGAACUGAGAAGAAGGAAACACCAGCCGCGAAACCAGAUCCUUGGGCCAAAGCCGCCAGCAGCCCCGGUGAGAAGUGGCAGCCGGACUCUUGGAACCCGACGUCCUCUCAGAGAUGAGCCGGACGGCUGCUGCAAAAUGUGACUUCAACCUUUCUGAUCAUUGAUGGUCACUCUAAAGUCGCGUGGAGCGCGCGACUCGUGCCACUAAAUAUCCUCACUUGCUCGACCUUUGAUGAAAGCUUGAAUAUUUGUCUGGAUGUUUGCAGGAUCCGCACUCUUCACUCUACAUCUUGCACCAGGGUUCCAUAGCGGUCAGCUGGCGUAUUCGGAAGCCCAGGAAGCCGACGUAGUACACCAGCUUCCAUGAUUUGGUGAGCGAGAUACCGAUCUAUGUAUGACGGGAAAUGCUCUUCGAGACAGAGUCUUCAGAGGGUACAUGUCAGCUUCGAGCGACAUUUGUAUAUUACCUACAUGACGCAUGUACUAUUGUUAUAACAGUGAAAGCUAGCUUGAUCCAUUCAACCUACUCGGGAUACGAGAAGCGGCUAUCUUACUAUUGAAAGAAGAAACUUGCUGG